ACUGGAGCUAACUAUCUGCAGCAGCCGAGGAACAGCAACAACCGAGAACGUCGCGUACAACAAAGGCAUAAAGAUGUCCAAGGAGGCGGCCCCUGCUCCUGUUACCCCCGAAAGGACCACACCCUCCAUCGCUCCAGAUGGUCUAGGAAGAGGUCUCUUCGCUGCGACCGACAUCAACCCCGGACAAGACGUCCUGCACAUCUCCAUACCCUUCGUGGCAGUCUUAGACACCCACCAGCUGGGCGAAGUAUGCUCUGGGUGCUUGGGAAGAAGACAGCUCGAGAACGACGACCGACGCCUGAAAGGCUGCACCGGAUGCCAGAUCGUGAAGUACUGCGAUAGGACAUGUCAAGCCAAGGACUGGAAGUUCGCGCAUUCGCUCGAAUGCGCCAUCUUCCAGAAGCUCCGUCCACGGAUCCUCCCCAUCAACGCGAGAGCCGUGCUGCGGAUGGCGUUGCGCAGCGAACGACAGAAGUACCCCCCGCAGGAGGUGGAGCUGUUUCGGCAGCUCGAGACGCAUAUCAAGGACAUCCGGGAGGAGAACCCCGCGCAAUGGCAGCGGAUCUCCAUCUCUUCGAAGGCUGUGAAAGCUUAUUCGGGGGUGGAGAUGAAGGAAGAGGUGAUUUCGGCUUAUGGUGCUAAGCUCGAACUCAACUCCUUCAACCUAACCAAUGCACUGUACGACCGCAUCGGCCUCUACCUGCACCCGUAUGCGGCCCUUAUGAACCACAGCUGCGACUACAACGCCGUCGUCGGCUUCGACGGCGACGAGCUGUACGUCAAAGCCAUCCGGCCCAUCGCCCAGGGCGACCAGAUCUUCAUCUCCUACGUCGACACCACCAACCCGCGCCCGCUGCGGCAGAAGGAGCUCCGCGAGCGGUACUACUUCCGCUGCCGGUGCACGAGAUGCGAGCAGCCGGGGGACGAAGGGAACGACGAACAAGGACCUACAGACUCCGCUGCAGCAGAAACACAAGCCUACGCCCUCCUCUCUCGCACAUCCUCGGACUCUUCCUCCGACCUUACACCUCACCUCCCUGCCCCCAACGACCUGGCAACCGACAUCUCAACCGUGCUGCAGAACCUCCCCCCAACCCGCAUCACAACCCAGCCCUACGUCUCCCUCCGCGACGAACUGAUCGCCGCCCUGCUCGCCCGCCAGCGCUACAAGGCCGCCUUUGCGCACGCCGCGGUGCGGUACCUCCGCAUCGACCCCGCCGUGUACCCGCGGGAGAUCCAUCCGAUCCGGCUGGUGCAUGCGUGGGCGCUGGCGCGGUUGGCGGUGCUGCUGUCGCAGGGGGUGGAGGUGACGCACGGCGGCGAAGAUGAGGUGGCGCUGGAGCGGUUCGAGGUGAAUUUCAGUCUCGUGCUGUGGGAGGUGUUGCGGCGGUUAGUCGCGCUGGAGGGGAGGAGUUGUGCGGUGCCGGGGUUCCAGGGGUUGGUGGGGGGGUUGUUCGGGCAGGUCCAGGCGGAGUUUGCGGCGGCGGGGUUGGAUCCGAGGCGGAUGGAGGGACAGAUCAGGGAGGAGUUUGGGAAGGUGGGCAGAUUGGUUGAGUGGAUCUUAGAUGGGAAAGUGUAG
Messenger RNA from Aspergillus aculeatinus CBS 121060, 1579 nucleotides. RefSeq names its product S-adenosylmethionine-dependent methyltransferase. Gene Ontology annotation, molecular function: protein binding. The record is from RefSeq and is a predicted model, not a curated record. The transcript has 3 exons. Gene Ontology annotation, cellular component: nucleus. Lineage: Eukaryota; Fungi; Ascomycota; Eurotiomycetes; Eurotiales; Aspergillaceae. The coding region runs from base 74 to 1579 and encodes 501 amino acids.